AUGCCAGACAGGAGAGGCGCGACCCUGUUCGAGGACCUGCCCGAGGAGAUCAUCAACAAAAUACUCGUCCUGUUGGCGUCCAAGGACGUCGGCCGCUGUCGAGUUGUGAACGCUUCAUGGUGCAGUGCCACAUCCACGCCUGAAUUCAUGCUCGAACACCACCGCCGCCAGCCGUCGCUCCCCAUUGUCGAUGGGUGUGGAAAGCCUGCCAAUCAUGUCGUCUUGGGCGACGCCGGUGCUGGUGCUUCCAAUCAACAGCUUUGGCCUUUCCUCUCAGGCUCCAAACACCGUUCCAGGAAUGAGCCCAUAGCCGUCUGUGAUGGCUUCCUUAUCGUUUCUUGGGGAUAUGAAUUCUACAUCUGCAAUCCGGUUACCCGCAAGCAUGCUCUCUUACCGCAGCCUCAAGUUGGGCAAGGCAUCGACAAUACCAUGGUUGGUUUCUACCAGCACCAUCCAACUGGAGAAUACAGGGUUCUCUGGGUCUCACGGUCACAUCAGACGUCUGAAUCCAGCUUAUAUGUCCUCACAGUGGGAUCCGACAGGCCAAGGCGCAUCAGCGUCAGAAUGCCAACAGUCUUGUCGUCUUCCGCAGAAGAGGAGUUAUGGAACAAGCUGAUCUAUUCAUACUGUUCAUCACCUGUACACCACCGUGACAGCCUCCACUGGUAUCCUUAUGGCACCAGUGACAUUGCAGGAGGCGGUGGAGAUAUCAUUGUGUUUGACACAGAAGCAGAGUCAUUCCGGUGGAUGCGCAGUCCCAACCAGCCGUGCAAUCAUAGUAAGUUGUUCGACAUGGAGGAAACACUUGCUUUCUGGGGCCGCUCAGUUUCUAACACUUCUAUGGAUGUCUGGGAGAUGCAGGAUUACGAGGCUGAAAUCUGGGCUUUCAGGUACAGGAUUGAUGUAUCAACGGUGGAGGCAUCAAGACAACUUUAUUUAACUUCUUUCAAAAAGAAAAAGACAAGACCACUUGAUUCUGCCGUGCGGUUGUUUAAUGAUAUGGCUGUGCUAAACGAGCGUGAGCUGCUGGUCAGGUUUAACCACCAACAUGUGUUGCGUUGUGAUAUUGAUGGCAAAUUCUUAGGUAUUGUGAACAUCGGAAAAAGUCAGUAUCGCAUGUGGCUUACCCCCCACCGCCUCAAAGAGAGCAUUGUUCCAAUUCCAGGCCAUGAGAUGCAAGAAGAUGAGGAGCCUCCAUUCUCCACAGGGCAUGUCUGA
Messenger RNA from Triticum turgidum subsp. durum (durum wheat), 1218 nucleotides. NCBI's taxonomy places the organism in Eukaryota, Viridiplantae, Streptophyta, Magnoliopsida, Poales, Poaceae. The record is from the annotation of a GenBank genome assembly.